Messenger RNA from Desarmillaria tabescens, 1043 nucleotides. RefSeq lists its product as uncharacterized. The record is from RefSeq and is a predicted model, not a curated record. Bases 165 to 833 code for a protein of 222 amino acids. The transcript has 3 exons. NCBI's taxonomy places the organism in Eukaryota, Fungi, Basidiomycota, Agaricomycetes, Agaricales, Physalacriaceae.
ACCCUGGCUGGCUUGAAAUUACCAGCAAAGACUGCCAAGCGGCACAUAUCCUCCCCCAUGCGAAAGGGGGUGCAGUACAUUGAUGCGGUAGUCCAGGCCCGAGGACUGAACGAGAAGGUCCGUUUUAACGGUGGUAUAGACGAUGCCAAAAAAAUGCUUUGUUCAUGGAUUCACGAAUUCAUGCAGCUGGACUGAUAGAUCAAACCAGUGCCUUCCUUUAUGUUCCAAACUCGUGCAUGACAAUGGACGAUGUUUUGUAUCCAGAGGAGCACCCACCUCCACCUCUUCCUGAGUCCUUGCAGCACACAACGGAGCACAUCUACCUCCAGUUUCAGAUGCUGGUGGAGGGAGCAUACGUCCGAUUAGCAGAUUACAUGGUGGUAGGGCGAUUGUGGAACAACAAAUUCAUCCGAAUGCCCGACGACUGUUCUAGCUUCCCCCCUUUCUUCAUCUGCCAUUUCUAUUAUGGUUGCAUCGCCCUUCACCUAUGGCUGGAUAAAGACAGUUUGUCCACUCUCAACCGGUAUAAUCUUCAGCGCUACUAUCCUCCGAACAUCAAUGUGAAACGAGAAGAAUUCUCUGAGGAUGAUGAACGCAAUCCAUCUGACAGCUGUAUCCCAUCGAAACAGCGGAGACUUGAACCAGUUGCACCGUCUCCCGAUCAAGAGUCAAUCGAUGCCUCGGCAUUUCUUGUGAGCUGGCUAUGGAGAGCCAACGGCGUGUCCAUGGAAAAGGAUGAAGCGGAGGAUCCUCAGACAAUCAUUCGCAAGGAAUUCACGUCAGAUAAACGUGAAUUCGUGGAGAAGUGGCGCCAUGGGUCACCUACCAAGUGAGAAGUGAGAAGGGGGUGUCCCAAUGGAUGUGAGUUGAAUUACUAUAUCGUUGGAUUUGCGACAGACUCGGAAGGAGUGCUCACACGCGGUAAGCUACAAUCCGGCGCGUAGCCGGGAGAGCGAGUGAAACCAAGGCGACAGUUCAGCUGAGAUAUAUAGUUGAGUUUAGAGUCUGUCGCAUGUGUUCUCGAAACCAGUUGAUCCUAGUAA